AAACUACCGGGAAGGCAAACUGCGUUGAAGAGAUGCUCACUUGCGAUAUUUUUUAGUUUCUAACAAUUGGAAAGAGGGAAGUCAAGGACUCUGACUUUCUAGUUGCAACUUCCUAAAAAUUUCCUGGCAGUUCUUUUUCCUCUCUAGCCCUGUCUUUCAAUCUUGGCCGGCUUCAGAACAUUUCACGCCCUCUAUAAACUGAUAAAGGAGCACACUUUUAAGGUUUUUAGUGAAAGAGCAAUUUGCAAACAUCAUCUGUUCCCACCAAAAGGCACUAGGACUGGCAACAGAUUAUUUUGGGCAGCCUGGGGAUGGAGGACUCGAUAUAUGUGGUUUUUCCCCCAUUAAAAAAAAGUAGGGUUGAGAAUCGAGAUCUUCCUGUCGGAGAAAGGACAAUGCGCUGCUUCGGCUGUUGUGAAGAAAAUGAUAUGCAUGGAGCUGCAAAUACUAAACAGUUCGUGGGAAAUAAUUCAACAGGCAUUAAUCAUAGUUAUCUGGCCAAGGAAUCUGUGCCAAAAGAUACACAGCCUGUAACUAUCCAGCCUAUCGCUGUCCCCGCCAUUCCGCUAAAUGAGUUGAUGGAUAUUACAGAUAAUUUUGGUACAAAGGCCUUAAUUGGCGAGGGCUCAUAUGGAAAAGUAUAUCAUGGUGUCCUUGCUAGUGAGCAGGCUGCAGCCAUAAAGAAGUUAGAUUCCAGCAAACAACCUGCCCAAGAAUUUCUAGCACGGGUCUCCAUGGUAUCAAGACUAAAACAUGAAAAUGUUGUUCGACUUCUUGGUUAUUGUGUUGAUGGUACUCUCCAUAUCCUUGCGUACGAGUAUGCUCCUAAUGGUUCUCUUCAUGAUAUACUCCAUGGAAGAAAAGGUGUCAAAGGAGCACAACCAGGCCCAGUUCUGUCAUGGGCACAAAGAGUUAAAAUUGCUGUUGGGGCGGCAAGGGGACUUGAAUAUCUACAUGAAAAGGCAAAAACUCAUAUCAUCCAUCAUGAUAUCAAGUCCAGCAAUAUACUUUUAUUUGAUGAUGAUGUUGCAAAGAUGUCUGAUUUUGAUUUAUCAAAUCAAGCAUCUGAUAUGGUUGCACGUCUUCAUUCCACUCGUGUUCUCGGAACAUUUGGUUAUCAUGCACCUGAAUAUGCGAUGACUGGAAAUCUGAGUUCAAAGAGCGAUGUUUACAGCUUUGGUGUUGUCCUGCUUGAACUCUUGACUGGUCGUAAACCUGUUGAUCACACACUACCACGUGGACAGCAGAGCCUUGUGACAUGGGCAACACCGAAACUCCAUGAAGAUAAGGUGAAUCAAUGUGUUGAUGCCAGACUCAGUGGAGAAUAUCCUUCCAAGGCAGUCGCAAAGAUGGCUGCCGUUGCUGCCUUGUGUGUGCAAUAUGAAGCUGAUUUUCGGCCAAAUAUGAGCAUUGUAGUUACAGCUCUACAGCCUCUAUUGAACACACGGUCCGGGACCCCAGUUGCAAAACCGAUCUUGUGAAUUCUUCCUUGACGCCUUGAUCUUCCUUUCAGGAUACAUUGUUGAAAUUUGUGUUGUAUACAGGGUGUUUCCAGUCCAAUUUCAUUGUAUGGUAACUUUUAUUUGGUGAAGCUUACUUGACCUUUGUUUGUAAUCUACGUAAUGGUUCUGACUCCUAGAGUUUUAAAUCUGUGAGAAAUUGAGAAUGUUACCCUGCAUAUUGCUUCUUUCAGUACUUUGCUUUGCA
Molecule: messenger RNA, 1707 nt
Organism: Juglans regia (Persian walnut)
Lineage: Eukaryota; Viridiplantae; Streptophyta; Magnoliopsida; Fagales; Juglandaceae
Product: pto-interacting protein 1-like
Exons: 9
Coding region: 312-1481 (389 amino acids)
Biological process (GO): protein phosphorylation
Molecular function (GO): protein kinase activity; ATP binding
Source: RefSeq, a predicted model, not a curated record